AAGAGAAAAAUGAUGAAACUCGACCCACCCGGCCCUCCCUCUAUUUAGGGUUUUAGAUUAUUUUCUACCUUCUACGCAGAAAUACAUUUCACCGUCUCUUUUGUGCACAUUACUGAUAGUACAACAAACCACUCCAGUCCUCUCUCUGUCUGCAAAAACUAACCCCUUUUGCUGAAAUCACUCUAUUUAUCUUCUUCUAGUAGGUUUAAAGAUGUCGGCGGUGGUUCAGCUUCGCUGCUCUUCACUUCCAGCCCACUAUCACUAUCAAACUCUUUACUUUUCUGCUGUCAAACCCUCAUUUUCAGACAACAGCUGCGUCAGAAAUCUCAGCUUUAACCCAUUAACUACCAGCCAUGUGGGUUCUAAACAAUUGCUUAUUAAGUAUCAAGUUCCUUGUGCUGGGUGGGGUGGUGGUGAUGGAGGAAGCAUUGGCAUUGGUGGUGGUGGCGGUGGUGAUGGGGAUUCGGGUGAUGGGGGACAUUCAGAUGAUUCCUUGAACAGUUUUGGACCAAUUGGUGCUUUUGUUAAUGGCUGGAGAUCUAGGGUUGCUGCGGAUCCACAAUUCCCUUUUAAGGUUCUUAUGGAGGAAUUGGUUGGUGUCACUUCUGCUGUCAUAGGAGACAUGGCAUCACGUCCUAACUUUGGCCUUAAUGAAUUGGAUUUUGUGUUUUCCACACUUGUCGUUGGUUCCAUUUUGAAUUUUGUGUUGAUGUAUAUAUUGGCACCAACAGCAUCUGUUUCUAGUCGAGCCCUGCCUUCAAUUUUCGCCAGUUGCCCACCAAGUCACAUGUUUGAGCCUGGGGCUUACAGUUUAUUCAGUAGGGUUGGGACAUUGGUCUACAAAGGAACUCUCUUUGCUGCAGUUGGAUUUGCUGCUGGACUUGUUGGAACUGCAAUUUCUAAUGGCUUAAUCAAGAUAAGGAACAACAUGGAUCCUAAUUUUGAGACCCCAAAUAAGCCCCCUCCAACACUUCUAAAUGCUGGAACAUGGGCAACUCAUAUGGGUGUCAGCAGUAAUUUAAGAUACCAAACGCUUAAUGGAAUUGAGUUCUUGCUAGACAAAGCUCUUCCUCCAGUUGUUUUUAAAACGUCCGUUGUGGUUUUGAGAUGCUUGAAUAAUGUUCUUGGGGGAAUGUCAUUUGUCAUGUUGGCAAGGCUGACUGGUUCUCAGAGUGUAGAUAAAGGGGAGCUAGUUACUGUGAAAGAUGAUGGAAUAAAGGUAGAGAAAGAGAGGUUGCUGAAUCAGAGCGACAACAUACAAACUGGUCAUUCUGUUUUAAAGUGAAUCGGCUUUGUGUGUAUCAAUAUCUUUCUAGUUACAAUCCCUCAAUUCAGCUUAGUCAGUUUUUGCCCCUUACUAUGAAAGUAUGAAUUAUGAUCAUAAAUAAUUAGUAGUAUUUAGCUUCUCUGACUUCAUGUCCUUCAGGAGUUUUGAGUUUGUGUCCUGUCUAGCUUUCCUUUUCAGUGAUGAUAGAACCAGUUAUUUGUUGGUGUUGAUUAUGAUUUAUGUCCAUUUGUAUGUUAAAAAUGACAUUCAUGCUUGCAACUGACACUACGCCCAAAUCAUGUUAAAGGGGAAGUAGCACCGUUUUCCCGUCCUGCAGCAUACAUAAUUUCUUUUAUUGUCUUUCGUUACUGCUGAUAUAGCUAUAGUCUUGAUGGUGUAUGGGUUCUUUCUUUUUAUGGAUAUACAUAUUUUAAAUGAAA
Molecule: messenger RNA, 1707 nt
Organism: Solanum lycopersicum (tomato)
Lineage: Eukaryota; Viridiplantae; Streptophyta; Magnoliopsida; Solanales; Solanaceae
Product: protein RETICULATA-RELATED 3, chloroplastic
Source: RefSeq, a predicted model, not a curated record